Messenger RNA from Ctenopharyngodon idella (grass carp), 1712 nucleotides. RefSeq names its product P2Y purinoceptor 1. Gene Ontology annotation, biological process: G protein-coupled receptor signaling pathway. Gene Ontology annotation, cellular component: membrane. The transcript has 2 exons. NCBI's taxonomy places the organism in Eukaryota, Metazoa, Chordata, Actinopteri, Cypriniformes, Xenocyprididae. The coding region runs from base 289 to 1215 and encodes 308 amino acids. The record is from RefSeq and is a predicted model, not a curated record. Gene Ontology annotation, molecular function: G protein-coupled receptor activity; oxysterol binding.
UACCACUGCAUCAAACCACAGUUUUCAGAACAAGUUUCCACUACCGACAGAGUAACAUAGCUUUCUCAUCACUUGAUAUGAAAACUUGAUAUAUGUAAUUCAAGGUCUUCUUCAAGAAUUCAAGGACACUCCUUUAAGUCUUCAAAAAAUUUGCAGACUCUAUCCUGAUGAGGAACCGAAAAUCAGACUAGAGACCGAAACGUUUUCAGUUCUAGUAAGUCAUAUUGAGAGUUGAUGUGAGCAAAUCUCUAAAAUCCAACCUUAUUAACCCAAGGAACAUAAAACAUCAUGGAUAACGCCACCUCAGUCGACAGCGAUGAGAAGUUUUUGCCUUUCCAGCGCUACCUCUUUACACCCGUGUACAGCCUGGUCCUGUUUUUUGGACUGAUAGGAAAUCUCGGAGCUUUGUACUACUUCAUCUUUAAAAUCAAACAGAAAUCACCUUCAAACACAUACAUCAUCAACCUGGCGGUGGCCGACACGCUUUUCUUGUUCGCCUUGCCGUUUCGUAUCCACUACCAUCUGAACGACAGCAACUGGAUAUUUGGCGGAGCCAUGUGUCGCAUCACCGGCACGGUCUUCUUCGCCAACAUCUACAUCAGCAUCACCUUCAUGACCUGCAUCUGUGUGGACCGCUACAUCGCCACCGUCCACCCUCACACCUACUUGCGGCUCCGCAACACGCAUCUCGCCGCACUGGUGAGCACCACCGUGUGGUUGGUCUCCGGGGCAGCCAUGUUGACCUUCAUGCACGAGUGCCCAUUAUCAUCUAAAGGGAACAUGUGCUUUGAGGGCUUCACUACAGACGAGUGGAAAGGCAUGGCGCCCUACAGCUUAUGCAGUCUCAUUUUGGGAUCCCUUCUGCCUUCUGUGGUUAUCCUGGUGUGUUACCCCAUUGUGGCUCGCCGCAUCGCCCGGAUCAACAACUCCACCGCCCGCGCGGCACGGCGGAUCAUCUACGCCAUCCUGGCCAUCACAGUUCUGUGUUUCCUGCCUUACCAUGUCAUGCAUCUAGUGUACCUUCUGUCACGCUUGAGACAGAUCAAACAUGACUGGAUUUACAUCCUCCGUAGAGUGACCAUGGCUCUUGUCAGUCUAAACAGCCUCCUGGACCCGAUAUUGUACUACUUUGCCACCGGCCACUACAAGUGGAGGCUCAAAAGACUAAGGUUGAAGAAGAAAAAGGGCGUUUAUGCCAUUUCCAAGGGUUUUUGAGCUUCUGGAGGCUUCAUUCUGACUGAAUGAUUUGUUUUAAGUGCCGCCCACCAUGCAAGAUUGUACAACAGAGGCAAGACAAGAUGAUUCCACUGUGACUUGAUGUACCUGAGUCAGGUUUUGUACUGAUACAGUGCAAAAACAAACAAUAAUGACUGUAUUUUUUAUUACAAAACAGCAAAAUUAUUGAUAGACUGAUUAAUUGGCCAAUAUUUGGCCAUCUUGACAUGAUCUUGCCAGCUAGGCUGAUCCCCAAUUGAGUCGGUGCUGACCAUCUUGUCAGUGGUUUAUGCGAUUUUGGUGUUUUAUAAUAUUUUGUGUAAAUAUCUGCAUCUUAUUUCAUGUCAUUGAACUAUUGGAUUUGUAUCAGAUGAUAUAGAUAUCAGUAUCACCACUGGAAAAGCCCACGAAUAAAAAUACUGUGUUUUGUUUCAAAUUAUUUUUUAAUGUUGAACUUCAUCUAAAACUAAGAAAUAAAUAUAUUUUCACAACUGAAA